Suillus discolor is the source of this 1950-nucleotide messenger RNA. RefSeq names its product peptidase S8/S53 domain-containing protein. The coding region runs from base 35 to 1846 and encodes 603 amino acids. The record is from RefSeq and is a predicted model, not a curated record. The transcript has 10 exons. Lineage: Eukaryota; Fungi; Basidiomycota; Agaricomycetes; Boletales; Suillaceae. Gene Ontology annotation, molecular function: tripeptidyl-peptidase activity; serine-type endopeptidase activity. Gene Ontology annotation, biological process: proteolysis.
GUUCUCGUGAGUGCAAGCAUUUCCCGUACUGACGAUGAGACUCAUCUCUCUGCUCGGGCUCCCCUUUGUGGCUGCUCUUGCUAGCGCAGCCGCAGUACCCUUCAAGGGCUGCCAGCACAAGGUGAAAGAGAGCAUUCAUGGUCCACCCCGCGGAUGGUCCAAGCAUACUUCUGCGCCCAAGCACCAUAUGCUUGAGCUUAAGAUCGCUUUACCUCAGCCCAAGUUCCCGGAGCUCGAGCAGCACCUCUGGGAGGUGAGCGACCCUAGUCACUCACGUUAUGGGGCGCACCUGUCGAAGGAGGAGACUGAUGCUCUCAUGGCUCCCCAUCCUGAAUCUUUGGACAUUGUCAACGAAUGGCUUGCUUCAUACGGCCUAGCAGAAGAAAGUCUCCUUCGUUCAUCUGCCAACGAUUGGGUCACUAUUCGUGUCCCAGUCAGCCUUGCCGAACAAAUGCUGGAUACCACUUAUUCUGUUUAUAAGCACGCUGAGACCGGAGAGAGCAUUGUCCGCACCACGAGCUACAGUCUCCCAGAGAUCUUGCAUGAUCAUGUUGAUCUUAUACAGCCAACGACCAUGUUCGCUCGCUUCAAGGCGUUCAAGAGCACGCUGCACUGGACUAACCAGGCUCAAGCUCCAGUCUUGAGCACAUCUAGUGGAACGAUCACAGGACCUGCAGGCAAUCAGGUUGAUGCAAGUUGCAACAGCUCGAUCACGAUUUCAUGCUUAAAGCAGUUGUAUAAUUCAGUAGCUUACAACACGUCUGCUACAAACGGCAACAAGAUGGGUCUCACUGCUUACCUGGACCAGUAUGCCAACAACAUGGACCUCCAACAAUUCUUCCAGCUUGAAAACCCAUCUGCUUACGGUUCAAACUACACUUUCGUUUCCGUUAACGGUGGAUUGAACAAUCAGUCCUAUGCGGCAGCAGGCGUUGAAGCUAACCUUGACACUCAAUUUGGCUUUGGACUCACAUGGCCCACUCCUGGAACGUUUUACUCGACUGCUGGCGAGCCCCCUUUUGACCCUGAUUACUUCACGCCGACUGAUACGAAUGAGCCAUACUCAUACUGGCUCGACUACGUUCUUUCGCAGCCUUCACUUCCUCAAACAAUCUCUACCAGUUAUGGUGAUGAUGAGCAAACUGUCCCAUUCACCUAUGCAGACCGUGUCUGCGCUGGCAUGGCAGCUCUCGGUGCUCGUGGAGUUUCUAUCUUGUUCUCCUCUGGUGAUUCUGGUGUUGGUGAUGGCGAUCCCAAUCCUGCCACACAGAUGUGCCACUCCAAUGACGGGCUCAACGUCACGAAAUUCUUGCCCGCUUUUCCCGCUUCCUGUCCAUAUGUGACAGCCGUGGGCGCCACUGUCAAUAUCCCAGAGACUGCUGUAUCCUUUUCCGGUGGUGGCUUCAGUAACUAUUUUGUUCGUCCAGCCUACCAAGAAGUUGCUGUCUUAGAGUACCUAACAAAACUCGCUCCUGGUACCUACGAGGGUCUCUACGCUCCCGAAGGGCGCGCAUAUCCCGAUGUGUCAGCCCAGGGGGUUAACUUCAGUGUUGUCUACCAGGGCCAGACGAUACCCGUUGACGGCACAUCCUGUUCUUCACCCACAUUUGCCUCGUUCGUAUCCAUGCUGAAUGACGCACGCCUUACUGCCUUCAAAUCCCCUCUCGGCUUCCUCAACCCUUUCUUGUACUCCGCUGGGUACUCCGCGCUAAAUGAUAUCACCAUGGGCCACAACCCAGGAUGUGGAACUGAGGGCUUUAAUGCCACGACUGGCUGGGAUCCUGUUUCAGGCUUUGGGACACCCAAUUUCGAGAAAUUGUUGGCACUGGUCUUGAGCCUGCCCUAAAUAUAGUAGAUGAAUAAAUCAUCUAUGUAUGAUGUAUUUACUAUCUAUGCUGUGUACAUCAUGAAUAAGUUAAGGUUACAACGGUACCAUUACUAGAGAGGCCC